This is a messenger RNA of Protopolystoma xenopodis, 816 nucleotides long. The record is from the annotation of a GenBank genome assembly. NCBI's taxonomy places the organism in Eukaryota, Metazoa, Platyhelminthes, Monogenea, Polystomatidea, Polystomatidae.
UGGCCUUACAAACUACCCCUACCAAUGCGUUCGGCUCUUGCAGACCUUGAGAAAAAGGCCAAAUCCAAUGCGGCUAAGAUUGUCUCCGAUAUAUUUUCGAAGCCUGAACAACUUGACAAGAUUGACAUAAUACGCUCUCGUUUUGUAAGCCAAAAAACAGCGACCGAGGCUCAACUCAAAAUGGCAAUUCACAGCCAACUAGAUGGUGUUAAAUUGGGCUUAGCUAAAUUGGAUGAUGGUUUAGAAGAGUCUAAGAAGUGUACAAUAAGAUUUUCGGAUCUAGAGCAUUCACUUUCACAGUUAGGAGGGCUAUCAUCUUCUUUAUUGGAGCUCAAAAACUUGUCUAAGAAAUAUAAACAGCUUGCUGCCGCGAUGGAAAAUAUGUCAUAUCUAGUUAAAGUUCCCGAGGCGAUGGAACAGGCAAAAUCAUUAAUUGAAUCAAAACAACUGUUGGAAGCGCAUAAAAUAAUCCAAGAAGUUGAAGGCGUACGAGAUGAGCUUAUGUCUGAAGUGCAUAAGCAACAGGCUAUAAGCGAUCUUGAAACUUUGCGAACUUUUUUUAUCGGAAUAGAAGAACUAAACAAAUCAAUGGCCAGCGAAAUGAUGAUUUUUGGCUCUAGAUUAUCUAGUGCAGUUGUGACUCAGGGUGUCCUCACGGCUAACUGUGUCCGCAUAAUAGAUAGGGAAGAGAGAAUACUUGCUAGCUCUAUGGAUAAAGAAGAUGAUAAGAAUAGGUUGGUUCGACACAACGAAAUGAUUCGUCAAUGUGCACUAGAGGAUCUGAAAAUUGCUAAGAAAGCUAUUGCUGGCGGCUAG